CUCUCUGGGAGAUCCCGGGACUUGUGAUGUGGCCAGGCCACCGCGGCCCGUGCGCUACACGGACCCAAGCACCCCCGGGGAAGAUGAGCACACCCGGCCCGGGGGCGAGGGGCCUCGUGAGCUUCUCCGAUGUGGCCGUGUACUUCUCCCAGGAGGAGUGGGGACGGCUGCGCCCCGAGCAGAGGGCCCUUUACAGGGACGUGAUGCGAGAGACCUACAGCCACCUGGGCGCGCUGGGAUUCCUAGGCCCCAAACCUGCCCUUAUCUCCUGGGUGGAACAAGAGACAGAGGUCUGGGGUCCGGCUGCAGAGGAUCCAGAGGAGUUGGGGAGAAAUCAGAGAACAGCUUGUAGAGCAGGAAACUGGAGCAUAAAGAAGGAGAACUGGAAGAGAGAAGAGCCCCAAGCCAGGAACCCUUUGGACACACAUGUGAGAGGCCAACUACUUGAACCUAGCUUCAAACUUAUAGACUCAACACACAAUGGAUCCUUGGAAUUGCCAGAGUCACCAUCUAAGGCUGGCUUCAGCAAGACUUUACUUCAGCCCUCUAUCCCAAAACCUCCGUUGGACACCCAGCCUGGCCAGCGGCGCCAUGCCUGUCCUGAUUGUGGACGCCGCUUUACGUAUCCCUCCCUGCUGGUCAGCCAUAGGCGAAUGCACUCUGGUGAACGGCCCUUUCCUUGUCCUGAGUGUGGAAUGCGCUUCAAAAGGAAGUCUGCUGUUGAAGCUCAUCAGUGGAUCCAUCGAUCUUGCUCUGGGGGACGCAGGGGUCGUCGACCUGGGAUACGGGCUGUGCCACUCGCCCCUGUUCGGGGUGACCGGGACCCUCCUGUGUUAUUCCGGCACUACCCAGACAUCUUUGAGGAGUGUGGAUGACCUGCUUCACUGGGGAUGGGGGAGAAGUGAUUGGAGAGGAGCUGAAGGUCUAAACAUGGUCAAAGUACUAGAG
Molecule: messenger RNA, 948 nt
Organism: Gracilinanus agilis (Agile Gracile Mouse Opossum)
Lineage: Eukaryota; Metazoa; Chordata; Mammalia; Didelphimorphia; Didelphidae
Gene: ZNF688
Product: zinc finger protein 688
Exons: 3
Coding region: 27-875 (282 amino acids)
Biological process (GO): regulation of DNA-templated transcription
Source: RefSeq, a predicted model, not a curated record